This is a messenger RNA of Penicillium lagena, 1017 nucleotides long. RefSeq lists its product as uncharacterized. The coding region runs from base 1 to 1017 and encodes 338 amino acids. Gene Ontology annotation, biological process: glycoprotein catabolic process; protein deglycosylation; protein quality control for misfolded or incompletely synthesized proteins. The record is from RefSeq and is a predicted model, not a curated record. Lineage: Eukaryota; Fungi; Ascomycota; Eurotiomycetes; Eurotiales; Aspergillaceae. Gene Ontology annotation, molecular function: carbohydrate binding; peptide-N4-(N-acetyl-beta-glucosaminyl)asparagine amidase activity. The transcript has 2 exons. Gene Ontology annotation, cellular component: nucleus; cytosol.
AUGGGGACCAACACCGUGGGCAACAACUUCCCCGGUGCCGUGCGACCAUUCGGGAUGGUCAAGCUCGGUCCGGAUCUGUACGCUGAGGGCACCGAUUCGUACGCGGGAUAUCUGUCUACUGGCAAUUUCUCCGGGUUCAGCAUGAUGCACGAGCAAGGCACCGGCGGCGCGCCGAAAUAUGGAACCGUCUCGCAGCUCCCGCUAGUUGGCGAUAUCAGUGAUCCCCUUGCCAAUAUCACCGUCUCGCGCUCCGGAACAGACUCGGGCUCCGUGGGCUACUACAAGGCCACGACGGGACAGGCUGUCACUGUCGAAUUGGCCUCCACGGCUCGCGCCGGGAUGUAUCGCUAUAGCUUCCCUUCAGGGUCGCAGAAUAAUGUGCUUGUUGAUGUCUCGCACGUACUUCCCUCCUACCGUGGGAUGGGCCUCAGUCAAAAUUAUGAAGGAGGAGAGCUCGAGGUCUUCGAUGACGGCCAUUAUGAGGGCCAUGGCGUGUACAACAAUGGGUGGAAUGAAGCCCCAGACUGGACAAUCUAUUUCUGUGGCCAUUUCAACUCCACCCCGACCAGUAGCAAGCUCUAUACAGCUACAGGCUCUGGAUCGAGCGUGCAACAGUCCGGCAGCUCUGUCUCAUCAACAUCGAACUCGACCCGAGUAGGCGGGCUUUUCACGUUCGAAGGCCAAGAUGUGGUUUCCCGCGUUGGAAUUUCCUGGAUUUCCACUGAGCAGGCGUGUGACAACGUGGCUAAUGAAAUUCCCAAAGGCACGGAAUUCGAGGCUGUGGUCUCCGAUGCUGUUGCCGAAUGGAACUUGAAGGUCCUGUCCAAGGUCACCACAACCAACACCAACCAGACAACGCUCAACUUGCUGUACUCAUCCCUCUAUUUCAUGCACCUGAUCCCCACGAACCAGACCGGCGAGAAUCCCGGCUGGACAUCAUCCGAGCCAUAUUAUUCCGAUAUCUUCACGUUCUGGGUACGUCUGUGUGACUGUAUGCAAGGAACCAAACUCAACUGA